AGGACGAUGGGAGCCUUACGAUGCACAGAUGGAAUCUAGAGCUCCUAUCAAACGUGGACCACGCGGUCUGCAGGGUUUGGUCUCGGUAUAUUUGGUUUCCGUUAUCGCCAAUCUUCAGCAGGAAUGUCGCAGAGAGUGUCGUGGUCGCUGCGAGAGUCGACGAGCGGAAGGUUGAAAUACUAGUACUGGCGUACUGUACUGGAUUCAGGCACUGCCAAGGCACCGCAAAGAUACAUCUGAGAUCGAUGGGGCGCAUCAAUUGAUCUCGAUUAAAGUUGGGAGACGCGAAGUCGGGUUCAAGAGGCCGUCUCGACGUCGUCCUCGUCCUUCAGGCCAUCGUCUCGGACAAUGGCGAGUAGCUCUUAAUUCAUGAAUAAGCUGCAGGGUGAUUGUGGGGAUGAAACUCAACAGCCACCGUGAGCUGGCCGAAGCACAAUCUACGGCUCCCGCGCGUAAUGGGGUGUGUGUCUUCGGCGCGGUGACGCUUGAUUUUUUCCUAUUUCUCGACCCCCGCGCCGCCUGAUAGAGGUUGACGACCCACUACGACCCCGCACAUCUCUCGUGUGGUUGAGUUCCCUCUGGCAUCCACCAUGUCCAAGGACGAGAUGAACGACAAGGCUAGUGAAAAGGACACGGAGUCCGUCGAGACAAAGGAGGUUCAGGACGCCACCCCCAAGGUCCAGGCGCGCGAGGGUCCCAAAAUUGUCUUGGACGCAGGUGAACAGCAUCUGCGCGUUAGACAGCGUUGGUGGCAGAUCUGGUUGCCGAAGGACCCGCCACCGCCGCCCCCCACAUCUUUCGAGGAUACACCGAUCACGCCGCUCGCUACAGCGUCCCUGCUGUCUAUGCUCACGUACACAUGGAUCACACCAAUUAUGACUUUGGGUUACCAGCGUACGCUUCAAGCAACAGACCCAUGGAAGCUGGAUGAAACCAGGCAAAGCGGUCCCCUCAGUGUCAAGCUCGACGCGGCUUGGGACAAGCGAGUCAAGGAUGCCAAGGACUGGAACGACCGGCUUGACGCCGGAGAGAUACGCCCCUCUUGGUACUUGCGCAUCAGCUGGUUUUUUAUUGCUCUGUUAUUUUGGAGGCAUGGUCCGUGGAAGCCUGGCUCAAAAUACGGCCAGCGCAGAGUAGCGCUUGAGCAUCACUGGCGCACUGUCAGUGGGCGUAAGGAACCGAGCCUUGCGUGGGCCCUGAAUGACACCUUGGGUUUUUCCUUCUGGCUCGGAGGCUGCUUCAAGGUUCUCGGAGACACUUCUCAGUUAAUGGGACCGAUUAUCGUGAAGAACAUCAUCAAUUUCGCCAAAGCACGUUCAGCUGCGAGGGGAGAUGACGAACCUGUCCCGAGCAUAGGUCGAGGCGUAGGCAUGGCCAUCGGCCUGUUCUGCUUGACUGUGACUGCCAGUGUAUCUCAACAUCAAUUCUUCUGGAGAUCGAUGUCUACAGGCUUACUCGCACGUGCUGCACUCAUCGCGUCCAUCUACAAGCGUGGCGUUAAUCUCACGGGGAAGGCACGCACUAACUUCCCGAAUUCAGCUCUUGUCAACCACAUCUCGACCGACGUGAGCCGUGUCGAUGCGUGUGCACAGUGGUUUCAUGCCGCCUGGACCGCGCCCAUUCAGAUUACGAUCUGUCUUAUCAUUUUGCUCACUGAGCUUGGCCCAUCUGCCCUGGUCGGCUUCUCCCUCUUCAUCCUCAUGAUCCCGUUGCAACAGUAUAUUAUGACGAUGCAGAUGAAGGUCCGAAAGAAGGCGAACAUCUGGACAGAUCAAAGGGCGAGGACAAUUCUCGAGGUCUUGGCCGCGAUGAGAGUUGUGAAAUACUUUUCGUACGAAGUGCCUUUCCUCAAGAAGAUUUCUGAGAUGCGUAAGCAUGAGCUCAAGGGUAUCAAGGCCAUCCAGAUCUCUCGAUCCGGCAACAUCGCUUUGGCGUUCUCUAUCCCAGUACUUGCCGCAACGCUGUCGUUCGUCACCUAUACCGGGACCGCACAUGAUUUCAACGUCGCCAUCAUCUUCUCGUCAUUCUCGCUCUUCCAGCUGUUGCGCCAGCCACUCAUGUUCUUGCCUCGCGCUUUAUCCGCCACAACCGACGCUCAGAAUGCGCUGGCCCGUCUGAAGAAGCUUUUCGAGUCCCCACUCAUGGACCAUGCUCCUUUUGAGGUUGAUCUGUCUCAAAAGCUGGCUUUGGAAGUGCGCGACGCGACUUUUGAGUGGGAAGAAAGUCUGGCAGCAAAGGAGGCCAAGGAGGAACAAGCGAAAGCAAAGGGAAAGAAGAGCAAAAGUACCGUUGUCACAAAGGUACCUGGCCCUAAGAAAGCGGGCGACUCGCAGCCAUUCCAGGUCUGCAACGUCACCCUGCUCGUUCCUCGCGGUUCGCUUGUGGCCAUAGUCGGCGCGGUGGGUAGCGGCAAGUCGAGUCUACUCCAGGGCCUCAUUGGCGAGAUGCGCAAAGUUAAUGGACGUGUUUCGUUUGGCGGCCCAGUUGCAUACUGCGCACAGACCGCAUGGAUCCAAAAUGCAACGCUGAGAGAGAACGUUCUUUUCGGUCUACCUUUUGACGAAGACAAGUACUGGAAGGCGGUGGAAGAUGCGUCUUUGCUUCCUGAUCUGCAGGUCCUCGCGGAUGGCGACUUGACGGAAAUCGGAGAGAAGGGUAUUAACCUUAGCGGUGGCCAAAAGCAGCGAGUCAAUAUCGCUCGCGCUUUGUACCACGAUGCGGACACAGUCAUUUUCGACGACCCUCUGUCUGCCGUCGACGCCCAUGUUGGCCGCGCUCUAUUUAACGACGCAAUUCUCGGUGCUCUUCGCAACCGUGGCAAGACGGUCAUCCUCGUCACUCAUGCUCUCCAUUUCCUCUCUCAAUGCGACUAUAUUUACACCAUCGACAACGGGAAUAUUGCGGCUCAGGGUAAAUACAACGAUCUCGUCGAACAUAACGACACCUUCGCCAAACUCAUGAAGGAGUUCGGUGGAGAAGACAAGCGCGAAGAAGGGGUCGAAGAGGAAGAAGCCGCCAUGACUCAAGCUCCGCGAUCCAACAUCGGCAUUGAGGAGGCUAAGCUGAAAAGUGAGGCCGUCGAACGGGUAGGCGCGGGAAGUGGGAAGCUGGAAGGUCGCCUCAUCGUCGCGGAGAAGCGUACGACAGGCUCCGUCAGCUGGAAAGUUUAUGGUGCUUACUUUCAAGCUGGCCGCUGGCCGCUCACCGUUCCGCUCAUUAUCAUCUUCAUGGUUAUAAUGCAAGCCUGCUCGGUUUUUGGUUCGUAUACGCUGGUUUGGUGGGAGGGAAACACUUGGAACCGCCCAAAUUCAUUCUAUCAGAUUCUGUACGCCUGCUUGGGCAUCGGACAGUCGGCGUUCACAUUCUUCCUUGGUAUUGCUAUGGAUGAGAUGGGAGCCUCCGUCUCGAAGAAUUUGCAUAGGAGCGCGAUCAAGAACAUAUUCUAUGCACCAAUGACAUUCUUUGACACAACACCUCUCGGACGCAUUCUCAGCAUCUUCGGAAAGGAUAUUGACAGUGUCGAUAACCAGCUGCCUAUCUCUAUGCGACUCUUCAUUCUCACCGUCUCCAACGUUGUUGGGUCUGUCAUUAUUAUUACCGUCUUGGAGCACUAUUUCAUUAUCGCUGCGGUGUUUAUCGCAAUCGGCUACUCGUAUCUUUCGGCCUUCUAUCGCGAGAGCGCUCGAGAGCUGAAACGUAUAGAUGCAAUGCUUCGCUCUUUCCUUUAUUCUCACUUCGCCGAAUCGUUAUCUGGCCUCCCCACCAUCCGUAGCUACGGCGAGAUUUCGCGUUUCGUGCACGAUAACGAGUAUUACACCGACCUAGAAGAUCGAGCCGCGUUCCUGACAGUCACAAAUCAAAGGUGGCUUGCUAUCCGUUUGGACUUCCUUGGCGCCUUGAUGUCCUUCGUCGUCGCAAUGCUCGCUGUCGCCGCAGUCUCCGGCAUCAACUCCGCGCAAAUUGGUCUCGUCCUUACGUAUACGACCAGUCUUACCCAGCAAGGCUCGGUGGUUACGCGUACAUCGGCCGAAGUGGAGAACUACAUGGCCGCUGUGGAAACCCUAACCCACUACAGUCAUGGCAACUAUGUGGAACCGGAGGCCCCGCACGAAGUCCCUGAGAAGAAACCUCCCGCCGACUGGCCUCAGCAGGGGGCGAUCAAGUUCAACAAUAUCGUCAUGCGUUACCGACCGGGCCUACCUUAUGUGCUCAAAGGUCUUACAUUCAAUAUACGGGGUGGAGAGAAGAUCGGUGUGGUUGGGAGGACGGGCGCUGGGAAGAGUUCGCUCAUGUUGGCUCUGUUCCGUAUCGUUGAGCUGGCAGGUGGUUCCAUCACCGUUGACGAUAUCGACAUCUCGGGGAUUGGUCUCGCAGAUCUGCGCACCAAGAUCGCCAUUAUUCCUCAAGAUCCUCUCCUCUUUAGUGGGACAAUCCGGAGCAAUCUGGAUCCUUUCGAUCUGUAUGACGAUGCACGACUUUGGGACGCUUUGCGACGAUCGUAUUUGAUUGAACCAACGACUUCUGACAAAACAUCUGACGAGAAAGAGACGACCAAAACACGCUACAAUCUCGACACGCUCAUCGAAAGCGAAGGCGCUAAUCUCAGCGUCGGCGAGCGCAGCCUCCUGAGUCUGGCUCGCGCCCUGGUGAAGGACAGCAAGGUCGUCGUUUUGGACGAGGCCACUGCCUCCGUUGAUCUUGAGACCGACGCAAAGAUUCAACAGACCAUUCAGACGCAGUUCAAGGACAAGACCCUGCUGUGUAUUGCCCAUCGCCUUCGCACUAUCAUCUCUUACGAUCGCAUCCUUGUGAUGGACGCAGGAAUGGUCGCCGAAUUCGACACUCCGCUGAAUCUGUUCCUCAAGGAUGGCAGCAUCUUCCGUGGCAUGUGUGAACGGAGCAACAUCUCCUUAGACGAGAUCGAAAAGGCUGCGUUGCAGAUGGAAGACUCUUAGACGUUAGACGUUAAACGGAUUUAAAUUUCAGGUGUUUCACUGUAUUAGAUAUAGUACACUGUCUCGUAGAUCUCUAUAUGGAAUAUAGCUAGUGCAACAAUAGCCCGUACUUUUGCUACGAAUGAACCCUAGACACGGGACGGAGAAAGAGUAGAGCUAAACAUCAUGCCUAGGUCAGAUAGAGGUGUUUCACAUCAAAAACAGAUAUGCAGAACCGUUAGUCAUGUUUAAGGUGCGUUCUUGAAUGCGUUCAAGAACUGGAGAUAUUAGAGAAGAAGCCUAGUUGGAAGUCAUUUUGUUGCGAACCCAUCCAGGCGAAGCCUAAAAAUGAUAUCCGU
Phanerochaete carnosa HHB-10118-sp is the source of this 5293-nucleotide messenger RNA. RefSeq lists its product as uncharacterized. Lineage: Eukaryota; Fungi; Basidiomycota; Agaricomycetes; Polyporales; Phanerochaetaceae. Bases 591 to 4955 code for a protein of 1454 amino acids. Gene Ontology annotation, biological process: transmembrane transport. The transcript has 31 exons. Gene Ontology annotation, molecular function: ATP hydrolysis activity; ABC-type transporter activity; ATP binding. Gene Ontology annotation, cellular component: membrane. The record is from RefSeq and is a predicted model, not a curated record.